Molecule: messenger RNA, 888 nt
Organism: Cladophialophora psammophila CBS 110553
Lineage: Eukaryota; Fungi; Ascomycota; Eurotiomycetes; Chaetothyriales; Herpotrichiellaceae
Exons: 4
Coding region: 1-888 (295 amino acids)
Molecular function (GO): oxidoreductase activity
Source: RefSeq, a predicted model, not a curated record
AUGGCUACAGUUGCGGUUCAACUUGCGCCAGGUAACGUCCUCGGACAGGUCGUUGAACCUCUUGCUUCGAAAAAUAAGCCUGCGAAGCACGAUGUUGCGGCAGAGUUAUACUACUACAAGGAUCCCGGUGACGGAACCCCACCGGCUCCAUCUUACGUAGGAAAGCCCGCCACUUAUCAACGCCCUCACGUCGCCCAGAAGGUCAUCAUCCAUGACAUUUCCGGAGACGAGGAUAAAUACACCGUCGACAGUCAUGGUUUCCAGUAUGUGAAACAUGAGAGCAAGGAGAAGGAUUUCCUCGACGACGAGAAGAUCAAGGCGGAUUACUACCCGGAAGUUGAGCAGCUUCUGAAGGAUACCACUGGAGCAUCUCGCAUUUUCAUCUUCGACCACACAAUUCGCCGCGCAACCUCAGACGUGCGUGACAUCGCAGGCCAACUUCGCGGUCCUGCACGCCGUGUCCACAUCGACCAGUCUUAUGGUACCUCAGAGAAUCGUGUCAAGUACCACCUCCCCGAGGAAGCCGACGCGCUCCUGAAGAAGCGCUACCAGAUCAUCAAUGUCUGGCGACCGAUAAAGACGAUUCUCAGAGACCCCCUCACCCUCGCCGACGCCCAUUCCGUGCCCGACAGUGACCUCGUCCCGGCCAAGUUGAUCUACCCGGAUCGCGAGGGCGAGACUUACGCGGUCAGGCCUAACCCGAACCACCAGUGGUACUUCAAGUACGGGCAACGGCCCGAUGAGCCGCUGCUCAUCAAGUGCUUCGAUUCUGUCAACGACGGGCGCGCAAGGAGGAUUCCGCACACUGCGUUUGUCGAUCCAGCGCAUGAGGAUGAUCCGCCCAGAGAGACCAUCGAGGUGAGGACGCUGGUGUUCUAUGAUUAUUAG